This is a messenger RNA of Diachasma alloeum, 2033 nucleotides long. Its product is annotated as sec1 family domain-containing protein 2. The record is from RefSeq and is a predicted model, not a curated record. The transcript has 7 exons. The coding region runs from base 23 to 2008 and encodes 661 amino acids. NCBI's taxonomy places the organism in Eukaryota, Metazoa, Arthropoda, Insecta, Hymenoptera, Braconidae. Gene Ontology annotation, biological process: intracellular protein transport; vesicle-mediated transport.
AGUGCAGUUUGGCUCCUAAUUGAUGGACGCAUACGGCAAAGGAAUGGAGAACGCUUAUGACAUCUUCGAAUUUUCUCACGCCUGUUGGGAGGAUGUUUUUGAGAAAAUUCCGGGAGCUGCUGUGUAUAUCGAUCACGCUGCUGCCGAGUGUUUACAUUGGUUCAAAGGAGACAGAGCUUACUUGGGGUUGAUCGAAGCUGGGGCACAUUCGGUUCAUGAAAUCGCAAUUUUUACUUUUCAGUACGUCAAAGUUCAGAACACGAAAAAGGCGGUGAUUAUCAUCACAUCAUCGGACCCAGCAUUCUACGAACGAACUCUGCACACAAUCAUAGAAAAAAAUACAUUCGAAAACUGCGUAAUAGUGUGUGCAGUUCAUAGCACAGUUUUCAAUUGCGAUGGAGAGGAACAUUACGAGAAAUUGAGAGAACAAGUCUCGGGUUGGAUGAAGGAGAGCGCUCCACUUGCUGGAAUAUCGGUGGAGAUUUUAUUCAGACCCAUCGUCACCGCUCCAAUAACUAAAAACGUCUUCGUCACUCCACCCAUGGAGAGGCUGAUGCCUUCAAUCGAUGGAAAAAUAACAGACGAACACGAGUCAAGUGUCAAUUACUUUGUGAGCUCACUCCACAGUAUCUUCACACACUUUGACAUCAAAGAGGACAUUUAUACUUUAGGGGAAUUCAGUGAAUAUGUUGCUGGAAGGUUGUUGGAUCUGCCUGCAGCAGUUGCCAGGAGAAAAAUGCUGAUUGGACAGUCUGGUGUGAGUCUAAUUCUCAUUGACAGAACACUGGAUUUAUGUACAGCAACUAAAAAUAAUACGGAAUGCGUUCUGUCGAGAAUAUUAUGCACACUUCCACGUCUUACCUAUCACAACAAUGAUGUGGCUGUGAACAUGGCUCCAUUAUGCCCAGGUUCAGAGGAGAGCCCUCGAUCGAUGACAGUGUCAGGCUGUCUAGCCACCUCAGAAAACCAUAAUUUCAACCUUCUCAUCGCCAAGAAACAAAAGGACGUGCUGUUAACACUCAACAAAUGGCUGAUCGAGAUGCUCUCGAAGGAACUGCAGAGCCCCAAGGCCAAAUUGUCGACUCGAGUCAGUGCUCAUAGUCUGGAAAAACUAAUCCAUAAAAUUCGGGCCACCGAGAGCCCAAAACUUCUAGCUCAGUACAGCAAGAAACUUCAAAUUAUUCUGGCUGUCAUACAGUCCCUGAAGUCUGAAAAAACUGCGCAGUUGGAUCUUCUCAUUAGUUUAGAAAAAUUAAUUCUGCAGAAUUUGGCUGUUAGUCGGGAAUCUACAAGUGUUUUGUCACAGAUAAGCAAUAUAAUAAAAAAUCGAACCUCCAGAGGACUGGACAUGGAGAAUCUCCUGGUCCUCCUGAUCCACAUCUACGCAAUGGCUGGUACUGAAAUUCACUUUCCUCCUCAGCAAGAGGAUCAGCUCAGGGCAGCCUUGACAGAAGCUAUUUUCGAAGAUAUACAGAGGUGUAAUGAUGCUGUAAUCACUCACGAAGUUUCGGUUUAUCAGCAGACGUUGCUCCUGUUGGGGGCGACUGAUGAAGGCACAGCCAGGGAAUUUGCGAGGAAGAUAACCGAGCAGAUCGUGGAUAUGCUGCAUCUGAUAGCCUCUCAGCGACGAGAGUUGCAGGAGUAUGGGUCCAUCAUUAUGAAACCGAGCCCACAGGAGAUGGCACAGUGUGUGGGGGUUGUGGAGAGAAUUUUGAGAGACCUCAUUCACCCGUCGAAACCAGUGAUUGCAGAUUUGAAGAUGAAAACUUCGUCGUUUAUUUCUGCUGGAUUCAAUUUAUUGACGAAAGGACGAGUGCAACAUCACCCGACAGACAAUCCCUGGAUAAUCAUUUACGUAUUAGGGGGCGUGACGGCCGAAGAGGCGAGAAUAGUCGAAGAAUUAUCAUCACAAAAUGCAAACAUUCCUCGAAUAACUCUCGCUGGUUGCAGAUUGUUGACACCAAUGGAUACUGCUGACAGAAUACUGUUAUCAAAUUUUAAUAUUUGAAUAAAGCCAUUUCAUUUCCCACGAA